Molecule: messenger RNA, 3335 nt
Organism: Mesocricetus auratus (golden hamster)
Lineage: Eukaryota; Metazoa; Chordata; Mammalia; Rodentia; Cricetidae
Gene: Pi4kb
Product: phosphatidylinositol 4-kinase beta
Exons: 13
Coding region: 167-2680 (837 amino acids)
Biological process (GO): phosphatidylinositol phosphate biosynthetic process; phosphatidylinositol-mediated signaling
Cellular component (GO): membrane; cytoplasm
Molecular function (GO): 1-phosphatidylinositol 4-kinase activity
Source: RefSeq, a predicted model, not a curated record
CUGGUGCAGACGCCGCGGCCGCUGUCAGGGAAGCGCAAGGCGGCCAAUGGAACCCGGGAGCGGCCGCUGCUGCUGAGGCGGCGGUGUCGGCAGUCCGACCCCGACCGCCUGCACCCUCUCCGCGAGGGUCCCCCAGAGCUUGGAAGCUCCAAGUCUGGCUGUAGCCAUGGGAGACAUGGUAGUGGAGCCUGCCACCCUGAAACCAACUUCUGACCCUACUCCUAGUCCAUCAGGGAAUAACGGGGGCACCUUGCUAAGCGUCAUCACGGAGGGGGUCGGGGAACUAUCAGUGAUUGACCCUGAGGUGGCCCAGAAGGCCUGCCAGGAGGUGCUGGAGAAAGUCAAGCUUUUGCAUGGGGGUGUAGCCAUCUCUAGCAAAGGCACCUCGCUGGAGUUGGUUAAUGGGGAUGGUGUGGACAAUGAGAUCCGUUGCCUAGAUGAUCCACCAGCCCAGAUCAGGGAGGAAGAAGAUGAGAUGGGGGCCACUGUGGCCUCUGGCACAGCCAAAGGAGCAAGAAGACGACGACAGAACAACUCAGCCAAACAGUCUUGGCUCCUGAGACUGUUUGAGUCAAAACUAUUUGACAUCUCUAUGGCCAUUUCAUACUUGUAUAACUCCAAGGAGCCUGGAGUGCAAGCCUACAUUGGCAACCGCCUCUUCUGCUUUCGCAAUGAGGAUGUGGACUUCUAUUUGCCCCAGUUGCUAAAUAUGUAUAUUCACAUGGAUGAGGACGUGGGUGAUGCCAUUAAACCCUACAUAGUCCACCGAUGUCGCCAGAGCAUCAACUUUUCCCUCCAGUGUGCCCUGUUGCUUGGGGCCUACUCUUCAGACAUGCACAUUUCCACUCAACGACACUCUCGAGGGACCAAGUUACGGAAGCUAAUCCUCUCAGAUGAGCUGAAGCCAGCUCACCGAAAGAGGGAACUGCCGUCUUUGAGCCCAGCCCCUGACACAGGGCUGUCUCCCUCCAAAAGGACUCACCAGCGCUCUAAAUCAGAUGCUACGGCCAGCAUAAGUCUCAGCAGCAACCUGAAACGAACAGCCAGCAACCCUAAAGUGGAGAAUGAGGAUGAGGAGCUCUCCUCCAGCACCGAGAGUAUUGAUAAUUCAUUCAGUUCCCCUGUCCGGCUGGCCCCUGAGCGAGAAUUCAUCAAGUCCUUGAUGGCCAUUGGCAAACGACUGGCCACGCUCCCCACUAAGGAACAGAAAACACAAAGGCUGAUCUCAGAGCUCUCCCUGCUCAACCAUAAACUCCCUGCCCGAGUCUGGCUGCCCACUGCUGGCUUUGACCACCACGUGGUCCGUGUGCCCCACACACAAGCUGUUGUCCUCAAUUCCAAGGACAAGGCUCCCUACCUGAUCUACGUGGAAGUUCUUGAAUGUGAAAACUUCGACACAACUAGCGUUCCUGCCCGGAUUCCUGAGAACCGAAUUCGGAGCACACGGUCCGUGGAGAACCUUCCUGAAUGUGGCAUGACUCACGAGCAGCGGGCUGGCAGCUUCAGCACAGUGCCCAAUUAUGACAAUGAUGAUGAAGCCUGGUCGGUGGAUGAUAUAGGCGAGCUACAGGUGGAGCUCCCUGAAGUGCACACCAACAGCUGUGACAACAUCUCCCAGUUCUCGGUGGACAGCAUCACCAGCCAGGAGAGCAAGGAGCCUGUGUUCAUUGCAGCAGGGGACAUCCGACGGCGCCUUUCAGAACAGCUGGCUCACACGCCCACAGCCUUCAAACGAGACCCUGAAGACCCUUCUGCAGUCGCCCUCAAAGAGCCCUGGCAGGAGAAAGUGCGGAGGAUCAGAGAGGGCUCCCCCUAUGGCCAUCUUCCCAAUUGGCGACUCCUGUCAGUCAUUGUCAAGUGUGGAGAUGACCUUCGGCAGGAGCUGCUGGCUUUCCAGGUGUUGAAGCAGCUGCAGUCCAUUUGGGAGCAGGAACGAGUGCCUCUUUGGAUCAAGCCAUAUAAGAUUCUUGUGAUUUCUGCCGACAGUGGCAUGAUUGAACCAGUAGUCAACGCUGUGUCCAUUCAUCAGGUGAAGAAACAGUCACAGCUCUCCUUGCUCGAUUACUUCCUACAGGAACAUGGCAGUUAUACCACUGAGGCAUUCCUCAGUGCCCAGCGCAAUUUUGUGCAAAGUUGUGCUGGCUACUGCUUGGUCUGCUACCUAUUGCAAGUAAAGGACAGGCACAAUGGGAACAUCCUUCUGGAUGCAGAAGGUCACAUCAUCCACAUCGACUUUGGCUUCAUCCUCUCCAGCUCACCCCGAAACCUGGGCUUUGAGACAUCAGCCUUUAAGCUGACCACUGAAUUUGUGGAUGUAAUGGGUGGCCUGAAUGGUGACAUGUUCAACUAUUACAAGAUGCUCAUGCUGCAGGGACUGAUUGCUGCCCGGAAGCAUAUGGACAAGGUGGUGCAGAUCGUGGAGAUCAUGCAGCAAGGUUGCCGCCGUUGCUCAGGAGCAUCUCUGUCUGGCCCCGUGGUGACGGUGGCCCAGGUCAUCUGUUCUCAGCUCCCUUGCUUCCAUGGCUCCAGCACCAUUCGCAACCUCAAAGAGAGGUUCCACAUGAGCAUGACCGAGGAGCAGCUACAGCUGCUGGUGGAGCAGAUGGUGGAUGGCAGCAUGAGGUCUAUCACCACCAAACUCUACGACGGCUUCCAGUACCUCACCAAUGGCAUCAUGUGAUACCCUGCUCGGGCCUACAAGUGGUGGGAUUGAAGGCACCCUCCUCCCUUGGAGGACCCUUGCCUAAGAAACCCCAAAUCACAAAACCCUACCUACCUAACCACCUACCCAAGGGAAACGGAAGGCAAGAAAUACAAAGGAUCAUGUGGUAACCAUGAGAGCUGCCAGAGAGUAGGAGAGCCAACCAUGGGGUCCAGACUUGCUGGGGCUUCCCCACCUCCUGCUGUGUCAGUAUUACCACCUGACAGAUCCCAGGACUCGCUGCCCUCCAGAGAAGUGAUGAACGCAAGGAUGGGGGCCUUUUUCCCCUCUCCAGAGUCUCAGAGGUUCUUUCUACAGUCUUGGUUUCUCUGGGUCCCAGCAAGAUGGGAAGGAGUGGGUUCUUGGUACUUAGGAUGUAAUCCUAUGUCUGACCAUGCUGCUGCCCAACUCUACCCUCCCAGGGGCUGACCCCUAGCCCACAUUCCCUGCCACAGGGCCCUGCACUUGCUGAGGUUCCCCAUCAUGGGCUAAGGAAGGGAACUGCCACAAGCCCUCUAAUGCAUUGAGGGCAAUGGCCUAGCCAUGGGGAAUUCCUUUCCUGACACCCAGGGAAAUAGCUCUCAAUUUUUUUAUUUUUAAUUUUUGUUUGAAAUAAAGUCCUUAGUUAGCCAUC